Molecule: messenger RNA, 972 nt
Organism: Drosophila suzukii
Lineage: Eukaryota; Metazoa; Arthropoda; Insecta; Diptera; Drosophilidae
Gene: TwdlR
Product: TweedleR
Source: RefSeq, a predicted model, not a curated record
AUGUUUUUUGCUCUUCGCUGAGGUUAUAUCAUGCUGGGAAUACUGUUUUUCACAUUAUUGGCUGGCUGUUCAGCGGAACUGGGUUACCAGUAUCAACAGAAUAGUUAUGGAUCCCCAGUGAAUAGCUAUGGAAAUGAAGCUGGUUUGGCUGAGGAAAGGUAUCCCAGCCAAGCGGGAAAUCACUACCAGGAGAAUGCUGACUUCCACAAACAUUUCUAUGCCUUUGAGGCUCCCUAUGAUUCCACGGAAGAGGCAAACUUGGUGGAAUCCAAGCUAGCAUCUCUUGGCCAGAAGAACCUUCAGGUGGUGUUUAUCAAGGCCCCGGAAAACAAGGCUGUGGUGGGUGCCUUGAGUGCCCUGGCCAAGCAAACUACGGAGGAUAAGACGGCCAUUUAUGUUUUGAAUAAACAAACGGAUGUCAAUGAACUGGCCAGCGAAAUAAGUGCCCUGAAAUCCCAAAGGAAACACAACCCAGUUCAUUUUGUGAAAUAUAGAACGGAGGAGGAGGCUGCUCAGGCCCAACAAUAUAUACAGGCCCAAUAUGGCGGAGGAUCUGCGAUUCCACAGGCUUCGAAGGCCUCAUCUUUGGGUUAUUACCCCGAGCAGCAGCCACAGUACGGGGAGGAUCCUCAGCCUGGGGAGUAUCCGGCUUCCCAAGAGGGUUACCCACAGUCUGUCCAACAAUCAACUUCACCACAAUCGGGUUAUCUGCCUCCCUUGCCCAGUUACUCCUCCAUUUCCCAGGGCUACAAUGCCGCAGGAGCCUCAGCUGGAGCCUCUGCUAUAGGACAUAUAGAUCUUCCACCUGUUCCUGAAGCUCAACAAGAUCUUUCAGAUAGUUAUAAAAAUGCCCAGGUGGACUACCGCUCUGCCAGAUCAAGGCGUUUUGAUUUUAGAGCCAAUGAGCGUCAUAGGUCGGGAAGUCGCAUGGUUUUUCCCUCUCCGAACCCAGGAAAACGACUGAGGCUUUAA